Molecule: messenger RNA, 4320 nt
Organism: Notolabrus celidotus (New Zealand spotty)
Lineage: Eukaryota; Metazoa; Chordata; Actinopteri; Labriformes; Labridae
Gene: adra1ab
Product: adrenoceptor alpha 1Ab
Exons: 3
Coding region: 443-1834 (463 amino acids)
Biological process (GO): adenylate cyclase-activating adrenergic receptor signaling pathway; cell-cell signaling; positive regulation of cytosolic calcium ion concentration
Cellular component (GO): membrane
Molecular function (GO): alpha1-adrenergic receptor activity
Source: RefSeq, a predicted model, not a curated record
GGGAGGAGAGCGCUCUCGCUGUCUGUGGAGGACAGAAAAACGCAUGAUUGCCUUCAGAGAAAAUGAUCUGAAUUUCUCCCCCUCUUUUUCAAAGACAGACACGCGUGCUUGGAUGGAGGUUUCCUUCGACAAAGCCUUUCAGCAUGUCUGAACAUGACUGCUACAUAAAAGAUGAAUGUACAAGCUAUUAAGCUAUUCUGGACUAAAUAUGACAAAUAAUGGCGGUGCCUCUCCCUCCUAAUGUGACAUCCUGCUAAAGAAACCUGACAAAGACUGUGUGAGUGGUGAGGAAUGGGCAAGAUCUGCUACAGCUGGGAAUAAACUUACAGAGCAGCUUAUGGGGCAGGAAAUGCCUCAACUUCUGAUUAAGGAGCAGAAGAGGCAGAGGGCUGAAGCUGCUUAAGGAAAAACUUGUGCUCAAAUCUGCAUUGAAUGGACUACAAUGGUUCCCUCUGAGAACAUCAGUGUUUUCUCUGCAGCAGAGACCUGUUUGAAUUGCAGCUCCUCCACCUACCCACCAAUGGAUGUAGCGAAGGCAAUGUUGUUGGGGUUACUGCUGGUGGUGUUUGUUGUGUUCGGGGUCCUUGGCAAUAUCCUUGUCAUCCUAUCAGUGUUGUUUCACCACCACUGGCGCUCUGUGACGCAUUAUUUCAUUGCCAACCUGGCUGCUGCAGACCUGCUGCUCAGCUCCGCAGUCCUGCCGUUCUCCGCUACCUCUGAGGCUCUUGGCAGAUGGGUGUUUGGCCGCUCCUUCUGCAGCGUCUGGGCCGCUCUGGAUGUUCUCUGCUGCACUGCCUCCAUCCUCAGUCUGUGUGUGAUAUCAAUUGAUCGCUAUCUUGCUGUCAGCUACCCUCUGCGAUACCCUGCCAUGGCUACAGGACGGCGAGGCCUGACUGCGGUGGCUGCUCUGUGGGGACUCUCAGCAGCGAUAUCUGUGGGUCCUCUUUUUGGGUGGAAGGAGCCAGAACCAGAGGAUGAGACAGUAUGCCGCAUAACAGAGGAGCCGGGCUAUGCUUUGUUUUCAGCUCUUGGAUCUUUCUACAUACCUUUGGCCAUCAUCCUGGCCAUGUACUGCCGUGUGUAUACUGUGGCAAAGAGGGAGACAAAGACCCUCAGGAAGGGCAGUGAGGGAGAAGGGGUUGAGACGGAGGGGGUGACACUGAGGAUACACAGAGGGAAUGCAGCUCAUGCAGAGAAACAGGAAGAAGAAAAGGUUGAGAAGCAACAUAAAUGCUCCACUUUUUCCCUGCCGAGGAUGCUGAAGUUCUCAAGAGAAGAGAAAGCAGCCAAAACUCUCAGUGUUGUUGUUGGCUGCUUCAUUCUGUGCUGGCUCCCUUUCUUCGUGGUUUUACCCAUCGGAUCAAUCUUCCCAUCCUGUAAGCCUUCUGAAACCAUCUUUAAGAUAACCUUCUGGCUUGGUUACCUCAACAGCUGCAUUAACCCCAUUAUUUACCCCUGCUUCAGCCAGGAGUUCAAGAAAGCCUUCCUUAACGUGCUGCUCGGUCGCUGCCUCAGGACUGGGGGACUCGUUACCAAACCACAAGGACACAUCACCGCCUAUUCAUCUAGUCUGGGCCCUGCAUCUAACACCUCUGUUCUCCCAGCCCAAAGACGUGUAUCUGUCGCCCCAUGUGGUUGUUGCAGGCCACUUUCAACCUCUACAACAUCUGUAGGUGGUCCAGAUCAGGCACAAAGGGAACAAAUCCAGAGGAAGAGUCUGCUGAAGGCUUGGUGUUACUCAGCAAGUCAAACAUCAGUACCACAGAACCCCUCCAGUCAUGGAUCAGCUAAGGUCUUACGCCUUUCUCUAGGCGUUACAGGAGAGGCUGUUUGAUUGGCAUGUCAAGAUAAAAGAGGAAGUUUGAGCAUCACCAGACUUGUACUUCGGCUUUGCCUCGGGGAACACUUGUGCGCAACUGUUGCAUGCAUAUUUAUUUUCCUUGGGGGCAAGGUUAGCUGAAAGUGACUUGCCUCCGAGGACACAGGAGAUAACUCUACUGCCCUAAGGCUUCAUGCCAGGGUAAAUGUCUCAAGUGUCAAAUAAAAUGAAUAACAUUUUGUCUGUGCUCAACCGCCCCAUAGAGCUGCUUUGGAACAGAGCUCUGCAUGCGUAAGUAGACAACUGCUGGGUAUGAACACACAGCGCAGGAAAUUUAGUACCGCUUUAUUUAAAAAGUGCGGGAUAAAAAUCCAUUCUGCGAGUAUGGACAUAUGUUAGUGGGAAUGAGUGCUUCGGGAAAGGCAUAAAAGGGAUAAUAGCAUCUUAUUGAAAUGACAUUGCAAAAGCACUCCAGAGACAGCAUUUCCAGAAACACUGGUGGUAUUUCUGCAGAUUGCACAAAGGCCCGAGGGAAGGAAAUGCAUAAAUCCUGGUACAAUUACCAUUCACCAACAGUUCUGAGAAAGUGAAAGCUGCAGGAGAAGUGUGUGUAUUCAUGCUCUGUAUUAAAAGGAUGAGACACUCAUAGGCUUUGAUAAUGAAAUACUGUAUCUGUAAAACAGAGAUUUUUUUGCUGAAAAGGAGAAUAUGAGCUGAUUUUAGUUUGGAGUAAAUAACAGAAAAACAAAACAGAGCACUUCAGUCUUUAAGCUCUUUAUCCUGGCCCUUUGAGGCUUUCAGUGUUUGUUUAUAAGACUGUUGAAUAAGAGUUAGAUAGGAGAAGGCAACUUUGAAGAAAAAGCAAGAAUAGGCAGGAUUUUAAAAGUGUCCAACCAAAACAAUGACAAAGCAAUUCCCCAACACUUGCAAAUGUUCACCUUGUGACUAGUACGCAAUUGACCAAUGGUGACUGUUGUCAUGGUUUACUAUAUCUCACUUGCCAGGACAGGAUUUAAAAGAAUAGAGCAACAAAAAUGCUUUAAAAAUGACUACCCAAGCAUUACAUCAACCUUUUUUGGGGUGUUGCAUUUUCUGGUGUCAUGAAAUAAAUGAAAAGGUCUUAGAAGGACUGAGUACAGUCCCACUGAGAGUAAGGUCACUUGUGUGAACACUGCAGAAAAAAACCUGAUGCAUGACAAACUCCAGCAGCUGAGCCUGAUGUCUUUGUCUGCCUGUAACUUGCAUUUCAACUGAAUGUUGUAUGUUGCCUUAAAAGCGAAAAACAACACUGAAAAUCAUCACUGACAUUUUAGCAUCUUUAUACUUGAUAAGAGAACUUGAGAACAAACAUUUGCUUAUUUACACUUCUUAAAGGUAUGGCAACAUUUUCAUUUGACAGGUUAACUGAUGUCUUAAGGUGAGUUCAGACCAAAACUAAGUUGAAUUCUAAGUGUGGCAAGAGCACAUAGAUAGUCAAUGGAAAGAUGGGAGUUGUGACCCAGUGUCGCAGAAGCCUAUCAGAUUUGUCCUGGGAUGCAUCAGAAACAAUCUGAUCCAACCUCCAUUCAACAUAGAAAAGUUUCAGACUUGUCCUCUUUUGGACCUUGUGAUGCAAUUAAACCACAGGGAUAUCUGCUUAUUUUCUGUUCAUACUGAUGUAAUGAGUGCAGACUGUGUGUGCCUUCCCAUUUAAAAUAAACUGAGACUCCCUGAGAGGGGAUACUGUUUGCUUCUCUUUUGGUCUGAGCAAAUAUGAAUGAUCCAACACUCACACUCGUGCCAUCGCCGGGCAAAUAUUUUACACUCUUAGUAUGAGCACAUUCGUACCAACUGUGGUUUGCUGUGGCUUUUGGGGGUAAUAUCUGUAUUUUUGAAGCCAAAUUUCUCCCUUUGUGCAUGUGUAUACCUUUAAAUUGUUCAUCAUAGUUCAUAUUCAUUUAAUGAGUCUUGAAUGGCGCCUUAGUUCUACUUGAAAUAAUUGUUGCUUUAUGAUUGAUGGACUCUACUACAGGAGAUCCGUAUGGUUCAAAGUAAAGACUGGCAUUAUAAAAGAUAACUUUAUCUUCAAAUAAUGUGAGUAUAAAUCAUUUAGUAUGCAAUGAAAUAUAGUUCUAUGUCAUGAGUCUAUGUUUAGUUCAGUUUCCAUGGGUUCCUUGUUUUGGUUUCUCCUGUGUUUAUUCUGUAUAAGUUAUUAUUUUUUUCCCUUGCAGAUUAUCAUGAAAAAUGUCAACACAGAAGAAGACCUCAAUUAAAAUUAAUGAAUUCAAAUCCCUCUUACCUGUCACAAUGAACACUUACAGCUUUACAAAGGGGUGCAGGGAUUCUGUUAUUUCAUUAGUGUGUCUAUUGUGUGCCAAUGCUGUCUGUCUUUCAUGAAAUGAAGUGAUCUAUGAAUUAGAAAACAAAGCCUAAUACUUAAAGACACAUUAUGUAUUCUAAUGUUGAGAUAAUGUUUGUUUCAUUGGAAAACACCUUGUGAACAUUCACUAAUACAGCAGCUU